GGUCCCUGUUGUAGAGUAGUGUUGUUGAGUUCCCGUUGUUCCCAUAUUAGUGCACUAGGUAGAGAAUAUGGUGUCAUUGGGGACUAUAUCACUACUAGUUAAGUCUGAAGUAUAGUUUAGGCCUAAAGUCUCACACCUUGGAGCAUAACCUGUAGAGCUGCACAUGCUGAGGUCACUUCCUAACACAAAUCAACAGGAUGAGUGUGGUUGCAUAGGGGAGGAUUUGAAAAAUGGUAGUCAUGACAACAACUGAUUGUUGUUCCUGGUCCGAGGCAGGGGCUGAAUCUCAAAUCGCAUACUUGCAUACAAUAUAGUAUGCCAGAUUUGUAUGCGAGAAGAUUAGUAUGUCUCAAACCAUGGUACGCUAUAAAUAGUAUGCCCAAAGUUCCCAGAUGGUCUUGCAUUUCUGGUGCAUGCCUUUUGGGGUAAUAUAGACCACAACCCCUUGCACAGCAAAAGAGGGGAUUCUACGAUUCUCUGUCUUUCCACUUGACAAAAAAGUCAGCACUCGUCACCUAUUUUGAUAGUUAUUGCACCAAUGUCAUUCACGUAACGUAUCCGUUAGACUGCUAACAUGUCACCCAGAGUAGGCUCUCAUCUCCACGCCCAGUUGAGGAGGAAAACAGGAAAUGCCAUUGUCGCAGGAUAAACCUGGGCAUUUUGGGUAACACUGAAGGGUAAUGGGUCACCCUGCUCAGGGUGUAUUGAAAGAAUGAAGGGAAUAUAGCAGGUGUAUGAACAUGGGAUAUGGAGCAGGUAUGGACAGCAAAGCAGCUGCGUAUGAUCUGAUAGAUGUAGGGAUCAGACCAAGGGUUGUAUGGAGUAUUUCUGUCCUACUCACAUCUUCCUGUUCCAGUGAAGGACACAAUAUAAUUAACUGUGUCAGAAAUACAAAUCCCAAAACAUAAAUGCCUUCCUUUCUACACUCAGAUGUUACUGUGUUCACUGAACCUCCCAAAAUCACUGUCAUUACAAACUACGGAGCGAAGUACAGAUGAAUGUUUUAUUUGACCAACUUCUAAAUAUGAUUGUGUGUUUAAUAACAGUAUAGCAGCACCCUAAAAGAAAAAUGCAUGGAUAUUAAAUUACAUAAUUGUUUUUAAUAUUCCCAGUUAUCAUAGAAAACGUAAUUCCUUGAUAUUCUAACUAUAUGAAAACUAUUUAAUUCGCUAGGGUAGAAAAACAAUGUAGAAACAUUGGAAAAGUGAACAACAAUGUCGUUUUUGAUAAAUAAGCGACAGAAAUAUUAUUCCGUUAUUCACCAAACAAAGGAGGUCAAGGGUCAGAAUUCAGUAGGAGUCACAUUGGUCUUGAGUUUUACUUAUGAACACACACACACACACACAAACAUGCACACACUGAAAACCACACUCCAACACAAUGUGAAACCACUGACAGUGACACAGAGUUGAGUAACAGGAACAGACCAGACUACAAACCAGACAAAUAGAGAAUGAAACUGGCUAGAGGACUUAACAUCUACCAGACCUCCAAAACAUCUAACGGACCUCGUAAACGUAGACAGAGUUGUGUUUAGGGGGCCUGAUUGACAGGGAGGGAGUGUGUGUUGGUGACUGAAAGAGACUGACAGACUGUAGAGAGAAGGACCCCAGAAGUGUGUUGAUGAAAGGCGAGUCGCCGCAAGUCCGAGAACAUAAUGAGGAAACUCAUAUCUGUCAUCCAUUUCCUUCUAUGUGCUGGAGUCUGUGUGACAUCAGAAGUAAUAACAAGAAGAGGUCAAGAAGGAGGAUCAACUAGUAUUGAGUGUCCUUAUGACCAGGGAUGGGAGACAUAUACAAAGUACUUCUAUAAGGGGAUCUGGGCACACAGAGUUCCUGUCAUCCAAAGUAAUCAGCCGUCAUCAUGGACUUCUAAUGGUAGAUACUCUCUGUAUGACGACAGAGAGAGAAGAGUCUUCACUGUGAUCAUCAGUAACCUGACACUACAGGACACUGAUACAUACUGGUGUUUGAUAGGCGGGUGGGGUUUUGAUCCCAAUACUGAAGUAAAGAUCACUGUGGACAGAGCUCCUUCUCCUCCUCCUCUCCCAGCUCCUCCUCUUACUCCUAAAUCUUUCUCCUUCACCUCCAGACCUCUCCACUCUGUGACACAUCCAUCAACAAUCAUCACCAUGGUAACUGGUUCAUGA
Messenger RNA from Esox lucius (northern pike), 2149 nucleotides. Its product is annotated as CMRF35-like molecule 3. NCBI's taxonomy places the organism in Eukaryota, Metazoa, Chordata, Actinopteri, Esociformes, Esocidae. The transcript has 3 exons. The record is from RefSeq and is a predicted model, not a curated record. The coding region runs from base 1658 to 2149 and encodes 163 amino acids.